AUGACCCGUCGUUGCGGAAUUCUUGCUAUUUUCUUAUGCGUUCUUUUCAUGAUCUCGUGGUGCGAAGCUUUGAGUAGUAACGUAGAUGAUGGAUAUGGUCAUGAAGAUGGAAGCUUUGAAUCGGAUAGUUUAAUUAAGCUCAACAACGACGAGGAGGACGUUCUUACCUUGAAAAGCUCCGAUACACCCACUUCUGAAUCAUCAACUGUUAGUGUUUCGAACUUCGGAGCCAAAGGAGAUGGAAAAACCGAUGAUACUCAGGCUUUCAAUAAAGCAUGGAAGAAGGCAUGUUCUACAAAUGGAAUUAAGACUUUCUUGAUUCCUAAAGGGAAGACUUAUCUCCUUAAGUCCACUCGAUUCAGAGGCCCAUGCAAAUCUUUACGUAGCUUCCAGAUUUUAGGCACUUUAUCAGCAUCUACAAAACGAUCGGAUUACAGUAAUGACAAAAACCAUUGGCUUAUUGUGGAGGACGUUAAUAGUCUAUCAAUCGAUGGUGGCUCGGCGGGGAUUGUUGAUGGCAACGGAAAAAUCUGGUGGCAAAACUCAUGCAAAAUCGACAAAUCUAAGGUAUGCAUAGCUCUUACACUCUACAACCUAAAGAAUUUAAAUGUGAAGAAUCUGAGCGUGAGAAAUGCGCAGCAGAUUCAGAUAUCGAUUGAGAAAUGCAACAAUGUUAAAGUUAAGAAUGUUAAAAUCACUGCUCCUGGAGAUAGUCCCAACACAGAUGGUAUUCAUAUCGUUGCUACUAAAAGCAUUCAGAUCUCCAAUUCAGACAUUGGGACAGGUGAUGAUUGUAUAUCCAUUGAGGAUGGAUCACAAAACGUUCAAAUCAAUGACUUAACUUGCGGCCCCGGUCACGGGAUCAGCAUUGGGAGCUUGGGGGAUGACAAUUCCAAAGCUUAUGUGUCGGGAAUUAACGUGGAUGGUGCUACGCUCUCUGAGACUGAUAAUGGAGUACGAAUCAAGACUUACCAGGGAGGGUCAGGAACUGCUAAGAAUAUUAAAUUUCAAAACAUUCGUAUGGAUAAUGUCAAGAAUCCGAUCAUAAUCGACCAGAACUACUGCGACAAGGACAAAUGCGAACAACAAGAAUCUGCGGUUCAAGUGAACAAUGUGGUGUAUCGGAACAUAAAAGGCACGAGCGCAACGGAUGUGGCGAUAAUGUUUAAUUGCAGUGAAAAAUAUCCAUGCCAGGGUAUUGUGCUCGAGAAUGUGAACAUCAAAGGAGGAAAAGCUUCUUGCGAAAAUGUCAAUGUUCAGGAUAAAGGCACCGUUUCUCCUAAAUGCCCUUAA
This is a messenger RNA of Eruca vesicaria subsp. sativa (arugula), 1293 nucleotides long. Lineage: Eukaryota; Viridiplantae; Streptophyta; Magnoliopsida; Brassicales; Brassicaceae. The record is from the annotation of a GenBank genome assembly.